AUGCCGACCAAUCUCCCCGCGCCGACGUACACCGGCCCGGUCCAAGGCAACGCCUCCAUCGUUAUUGACGCGCCGCUCGAGAAAGUGUGGGCCGCGGUAAUCGACUUCCCUAGCUAUCCUCAGUGGUACGACAAGAACCCGCUCCCCGACCAGACUCCGGUGGAAGACGCGUACCUCGUCAUGAAGGUCCACAUCCCGCCGUCGCUCGACGACUCGAUCCCGACGAUCUCCGUGUUCGAGCAGAUCACUCACGUCCAGCCGGACCUGCACCGCGUCGCCUGGAACAGCACGCUCCCGAGCUGGUUCGUGAAGGCCGAGCGCUGGCAGGCGGUGAGCGCGACUGAGGACGGCAAGACGCUGUACGAGUCGCGCGAGAUCUUCGCGGGCUCGGGCGCGUACGCGAUCAAACUGUUCAUCUCUGGCGACCUGGAGAAGAGCUUCAUCGCGCAGGCGGAGGGGCUGAAGGCGUAUGUCGAGGGCCAGGCGUAG
Trametes versicolor FP-101664 SS1 is the source of this 489-nucleotide messenger RNA. RefSeq lists its product as uncharacterized. The record is from RefSeq and is a predicted model, not a curated record. Bases 1 to 489 code for a protein of 162 amino acids. The transcript has 2 exons. NCBI's taxonomy places the organism in Eukaryota, Fungi, Basidiomycota, Agaricomycetes, Polyporales, Polyporaceae.